Lachancea meyersii CBS 8951 is the source of this 387-nucleotide messenger RNA. Lineage: Eukaryota; Fungi; Ascomycota; Saccharomycetes; Saccharomycetales; Saccharomycetaceae. The record is from the annotation of a GenBank genome assembly.
AUGUUCAGACUUGCUCCUCUCCGCUCUUCAAUGAUGCACCAUAGCGGCGUGCACAUUUUGAGAUCUCAUUCGACCGUAACGCAGCUAACCUCGCUCCAAGACUUUCAAAAAGCCGUUUCCGACAAGAAACUGAGUGUUAUCGACUUCUACGCAACCUGGUGCGGACCGUGCAAGGCAAUUGCACCCCAUUACGAAAAACUCAGUGUUCAAAAUCCUACCGUAGAUUUUUACCGUGUGGACGUGGACGCAACGCCAGACGUUGCGGGUUACUGCGGGAUCAGUGCGAUGCCCACUUUCCUGCUCUCUAAAGAGAGCCAGACUGUGGGAAAAGUCGUUGGAGCCAACGUUAAAGGGCUCGAACAGGCCAUCUUGGACUUUAAAGAAUAG